AUGGCGUCUGCUGUCCCCCUUCAGGAAGACCUCCAAAGAUUUCACUACCGUCAUUAUGCUCCUAGUUGCACGACGUAUUUCUCUCAGACCUUUGGCGUUCACGCUGGAUUUCAGAGCAACGCCCAGCAAGAAGAAGAAUAUGGUGACGACGACGACGGCCUGGGAUAUUAUUCCGAUGGCACGAAGCGGACUUUGACUGAUGAACAGAUUGCCAUGUUUAGACAUAGCGAACUGCAAGCUCUGCUUCGAGAAAGAAGGAAACAAAAGCUCCAACAGGAAGAAACGUCGGAUGUAAUCGAACCCCUUGCGAUCAGCAGUGCACCCGACAGAUCCAAUAUCGAAGAAGAUGAAGACGAAGAGGAAUACGCACGUUUUCUAGCAGAAGAGCGCAAGAAUUUGAGCAAAUCUGCGAAGAAAAAGAGAAAGAAGAAUAAAAAGGGAAAAUCGGCGCGUGCAUCUACCGACGGCGAGAAAUGUCCCCGGAGAAUCGCAAGAGAGAUGGAUGACAGCACAGGCGGCGCUGAUGCUGCAUUAGAUUAUGAUGAAGCUCCACAGCCUUCGUAUGCCGACAAAGAGCAAGAAAAUGCCUUAUAUCAUAAACCGGUUGCUGGAAGACGCACCGUGGAAUAUGGCGACGUUGAGGAGAACAGCCGGGACAUAUCACGGGAACCUCAAGCAUCAAAGGCGGAAAAGGCAUUUCAGUGGCCCAAGUUAGGCACAGUCUGA
Molecule: messenger RNA, 726 nt
Organism: Xylona heveae TC161
Lineage: Eukaryota; Fungi; Ascomycota; Xylonomycetes; Xylonales; Xylonaceae
Exons: 2
Coding region: 1-726 (241 amino acids)
Source: RefSeq, a predicted model, not a curated record